UACUGAAGAUAUGUCCUAAAAAUUUGAGUCAAAAAUUAUGUAAAGUAUCUAAAUACUAAUUUAUCAUGAAUCUUACCUACGUAUAAAUAUGAACACUUUCUUCGUUCGACGCAGUUCCUUUUCUUUUGGUAGUGGCGUCCAGUUUUCGAGGACAGUCCCACCAAAGCACAGAUUUCCUUUGCGUCUGGCUGCUACUCUCUAUGUGAUCCAGAAUUCUAUGUUCAAUGCUCCAAAUGUCGGCCCAUGUAGGCCGUUCAGUUGUAAGGUAAUCAAUAAUUUGUAUACCUCUAUAACUAGAAAACACCCUCUUAGAAUUCGGUCGUACUCGUUUAGGGUGUCGGCGAGGAUACUUAGACUUGUAGAUUUCCAAAAGGACUGAAAGUUCAAAUCUCUGGAGUUUAUUCUUAUUGCGGUUGUCUAAAGUCCAUAGUUCACAGCCGUGAGUGAGGAUUGGCUGGAUGAAAGAUUUAUAAAGUUGGUAUUUGACUCUUCUGCGCAGCUUUGGAUUAGUCAACAGAUUCCAGUGGUCGCGGCACCACCUGCGAGCGCAUCGAAUCCGCAGGGAGAUUUCUGAGGACGUAUGUCUCACUGAUAGAAAAUGAUCAAGACGCUGGAGUUCUAUUUGCAUUCUAGUAUUUCAAAAAUACUCUGUGCUCCUUAAUUUAAUACUAGAUUCAAGCUUUUGUUGCACCCGAUUGGCAGUAUAUUUUUUCGACAAAGGUUCUAGAUGACACCAAAGCAUAAAUAAAAGAGACACAUGCACAUAAUCAACAUGAAGGUAAUAAACAAUGAGGUUGAAAACCCACAGAAUAAUGAAAAUGUAAUAAAAAAGGUAAAUACAUUACACGAUUAAUAAUAGGACCUACCGUACAGAAAAUUCACUAAUACCGACACCACCCAAUUGGUCUUAGCGACCCUGAAGUUAGUUAUCCUGAUGAACAAAACAUACUGCCGAAAUUAUAAUUUUAAUCAGUAUAAUAGAUACUUACCUGGAUUUGUCCCUUAUCGUUCUGACUUUAACCUACUUCAUUUAAUUGUGUUAUGUUUUCAUCUACCCUUAAAUGUCUAAGCAUUCCGUCUCGUUUUAGUUUAUUUACUAUGACGGUAAUAACAAAUAGAUGACCUAUUACGAAACUAAAUUACUAUUGAUUAAUCAAAUUCCUAUUAGCCAAUAGCGCGAUUAUAGCAGCUUCAUUGCGUUCAUUGUUAUGUUGUUUAAGUAAUCUUACGUACUUAAACUUCUGUAAGUUUUGUGAUAUCUAUAGUUAAAUUAAUUGACUUGGACAUUCCUGCCUAAUAAAAUACCGUACUGUGGUUUGUUUCAAAUACACUAUACGCAAGGUUAUGUAGCAUAGUUUAUACCGAUGAAAGUUUCCAUUUUAUAGAUCAACAACUUCCUUGAACUGUACCCUAAUACUUGGAGUUGCUGUAACAAGGAUUGUUUACAACCCUUAUCACUAACGUAGCCGCUUAGUUAAUGUAAGUUUUCAUAACAAGACGUCAAACCUAUUGUACCAACAUUGUUUUCAACUCCAAAAGCGGUUCAAUUUAUGUUCUGGCUUACAAUCCACUAUGAAUAUUAAUCUAAAUUUAUUGCUACUUUUCUCUGUAUACGGAUUGUCAGACGAGUGUUUUUUGACGGAAGUAAAGAGUCUGUUGGAAGGAUGCGACCACUUGACGGGUCUGAAUAUCACCAGUGUCGGGGGGACGAUAGUCGACGAUCACAACUGUGACGUGCUGCUGCCGAAGCAAGUGUUUAUUGAAGAACCAUUAUUCCAAUAUGACUUGGCUGACUCGAAAAAAUACUACACCAUUUUUAUAGUGGACCCAGAUGCUCCGCCGCAGUUGGACGGAGAGUUUUACCUUCACAUGCUGAAAUUCAACGUUCCAGGUUCUGCUUUAAAAGCUAAGGAGGGCAGUAAAACCAAUGGAGUCGAUUACCGCCCUUACAGACUCCCAGCGCCACCUAUCGGCACAGGCGCGCAUCGCUACAUGACGUUGCUGUACGAGCAAGCCGACGGCAACAACUUUCUUCCGCACGCUGGGCUCAGCCGCCACCGGUUCUCCAUCUCGGAUUGGAUGCGCGGCAAGAACCUCUGCGGUCCGGUCGCGGCGACGCAGUUCCGCGUGCAGUACUAGAUGGCGCUAUGUAAUACUAAUUCCGUGGGCAGUUCUAGGUAGCGCCACAUUCCUUCUAACAGCAAGAAUAUUUUAUUUUCCCAGUCUUAAACAAGAGGUUUACCAGCUCGACUGUUAAAUAGGUCACAACCAAGAAAAUAUUGCAGGAGACAUCUCUCUAGAACUAUCCAAACGGAAAAAGAUGAGUUUUUUGGGCUGGUGGUACAAGCAGCACGUCUAGUACAUCACAAACAUCAUGCUUCGUCUCGAACGAGUUAACAUAUGAAGUCGCGCGCGACAAGGUGAGGCGUGCUAGACAUGCAGGACACGUGUGACAACUGUGGCAAGGGGAGCGCUGAGAGGUAGGCACCUAUCCAUGGAAGCACCUACCUCUACCUCCUAGGCCCCUACGCUACCAACACACGUGUGGAUAACAAAUUAAUGUAAAAUAAAGUUUUAUAAUAUCAAGAAAUUUAA
Messenger RNA from Cydia pomonella (codling moth), 2595 nucleotides. Its product is annotated as protein D2-like. Bases 1573 to 2139 code for a protein of 188 amino acids. Lineage: Eukaryota; Metazoa; Arthropoda; Insecta; Lepidoptera; Tortricidae. The transcript has 4 exons. The record is from RefSeq and is a predicted model, not a curated record.